Molecule: messenger RNA, 2188 nt
Organism: Esox lucius (northern pike)
Lineage: Eukaryota; Metazoa; Chordata; Actinopteri; Esociformes; Esocidae
Gene: habp2
Product: hyaluronan binding protein 2
Exons: 15
Coding region: 69-2027 (652 amino acids)
Biological process (GO): proteolysis
Molecular function (GO): serine-type endopeptidase activity
Source: RefSeq, a predicted model, not a curated record
CGCUUGGUAAAUAAUGUGGUCGAUCCAGACAGAAUCACUCUCUUAGCCGCACAUCCAUCACUGCCAUCAUGAAAUCCAAGCUGCUCUUCUCCUGCCUCGUUCUUCUGCUGCUGAUCCUACCUGUUCAAUUAGAGAAACAUAAGAAGCAUGAAAAACAUGAAGCCUCCGAACAUGGUCCUUCCCACGGUAAACACGAGAAAAAAAAAGAAAAAAGUCCAGGUAGAAGACGUGGAAGAUAUGAGGAUAUUGUAAAGGACCCGUUCUUUAAGGUCGAAGACGAUCCAAGUGAGGAUGACAGUGAUGAUGCCGAGUGGCUUUAUGAACUCCAAGAACCGUAUGGGCGAUGCAACCCAAAUCCUUGCCUCAACAAUGGUGUAUGUGAGGAAAAGGGGAAAAGAAGGUUCAAAUGUGACUGCCCUAAGCCAUUCAGGGGCAAGAUAUGCGAGAGAGGGAUCAGGAGGUGUAAAAAGGGCAUCUGUGGGCACGGCGAGUGUGUGUUGACCUCAAAACCACCUUUCUUUGAAUGCAAGUGCAAACUACCCUUCUUGGCCCCAGACUGCCAAAAAACCGCUGUGUGUGAGCCUAAUCCGUGUAAGAAUGGAGGCAAGUGCACGAAGGACGGCAUGAACUUCGAGUGCCUCUGCCCCAAAGGCUUUAGCGGACAAUUUUGCCAUGUUGGCCCGGACGACUGCUACAAUGUCGAGGAUGAGGGGGAGUCCUAUCGCGGCAAUGUGUCUGAGACGGAUGAUGGAGACGAAUGUUUGUUCUGGAACUCCCACUUCAUCCUGCAGAAAGGCACUGAUCCCUUCAACGACUUUGAAGAUGAUGAUGGACUGGGGCCACAUAACUACUGCAGAAACCCAGAUGGUGAUAAGAAGCCAUGGUGCUUCAUAAGAAUGGGACAGAAGCUGCUUUGGGAUUUCUGUGACAUCAGGAAGUGUGUUAAGCCCACAGCUGCUCCCGAACCUCCUACUGGUCCCAAGCCUACCACUGGAAUUCCCAAGCCUGUACCAACAAUUGAUGAGCCCAUACUGGUCAUACCUUCAACAGAUGAUCCUGAGUUAACUCCUGGAAUUCCUGUAUCUGAACCUUCAAUUAUCGAGCCAGAAUUAACACCUUUAGCAGAUGCUACUCCUAUGCCACCUGUUGGUCCCCAGCCCACCACAAUUCCCAAGCCUGUACCAACACCAGCCAAACCUGUGGCAGGACCAGUGAAGCCCUCAACCAGACCCCACUCUGAUCAGCAGUUCGCCACCUGUGGGAAAACCCAGCCGAAGAAGGCCAUCACCAGAAUUUACGGAGGCCUGAAAGCAAUUCCAGGGGCCCAGCCCUGGCAGCUGUCCCUGCAGGUCAGACCCCAAGGAUCCAUCCACUCGUACAGACACAUCUGUGGAGCGGUGCUCAUCAGCAGCUGCUGGGCUUUGACUGCUGGACACUGCAUCGAACCAAAACAUCAGAUGCAGGUGGUGGGUGGUGGUUUGUCAUUAGGGAAGGAUGAACCCACGGAGCAGACGAUCGAUGUGGAGAAAGCCAUAAGACACGAGAACUACAGAGAAACGCCCGCUGCAGUUUACAAUGACAUAGCGCUGCUGAAGCUAAAAGGCGCGAACGGCCGCUGUGCCAACGAGAGCCAGUUUGUGAGGGUAGCCUGCUUGCCUGAUGGUGUGUUCCCUGAUGGGACUGAGUGCACCAUCUCAGGAUGGGGAGCCACUGAGCACUCGUUAUAUGGCUCCAGUAACCUGCUGGAUGCCCAGGUGAUGCUGAUCAACCAGGAGAGCUGCUCCGAUGCUGAAGUCUAUGGGACCGUCUUGGACACCUCCAUGUUUUGUGCCGGUCACAUGCAGGGAGGAGUGGAUUCCUGCCAGGGUGAUUCUGGAGGGCCACUGACUUGCAACAAACAGGGCACCCAUGUCCUCUACGGCAUUGUGAGCUGGGGAGAUCAGUGCGGGAGACAGAACAAGCCCGGGGUCUACACACGAGUCUCCCACUUCAAUAACUGGAUCAAGUCAAAGAUACAAGCUGCGUAGCUGGCAUGUGAAUACAAACAAGUGCAGGCAUUAACAUAUUUGUCAGUGGCUGUAGAUCUAACUAUUCUGACUUGUUUUUCUAACCUGGGCUGAAGAUCCCCAAAUCUAUGGAUAUCUGUUCAUUCUCUCUAAAAUAAAAUCUGUCUCUGUUGAUAUUUUCA